UGCAAUACUUGAUUACUUGUCGAAGUCGGAGAAUUGUAGACGGUUCUAAGAUCAACCAAUUUCAGUUUGCCCUUCGUGUCGUUUUAGCGGAAAAAUCUCUGCUCUGCUCUCCUGUUGUAGUCUAUUUAUACCUCUCGUUACAUCUCUACAUCUUGAGCAUUCAAACAAUCCAACACUGAGAAGGCAAGAGCAUCCAAAGCACAAGCCAAGCGCAAAUUAAGCUGAUCGGCACCAGCAAUGGCCGGAGGAGGAGGCGACCUGAAGAUGCUGGGCAUGUGGGCGAGCCCGCCGGCGCUGCGAGUGCGACUCGCGCUCAGCCUCAAGGGCGUAACCUACGAGUACGUCGAAGAGGACCUCAAGAACAAGAGUGAUCUGCUCCUCAAGUCCAACCCCGUCCACAACAAGGUGCCCGUGCUGAUCCAUGGCGGCAAGCCAGUCUGCGAGUCGUUGGGCAUUCUAGAGUACAUCGACGAGGCCUUCGCUGGCGUUGGCCCUUCCCUUCUCUCCGCCGACCCCUAUGAGCGCGCCGUUGCUCGCUUCUGGGGCGCCUUCAUCGACGAGACGCUCGUGAAGGCGAUGUACCAGGCAUCGUGGGGCACGAAGGAGGAGAAGGAAGAGGGGAAGAAGAAGGUGACCGCCGCGGUGGAGACUCUGGAGGGAGCCCUGAGGGAGUGCUCCAAGGGGAAGCCGUUCUUCGGCGGGGACAGCGCCGGAUAUCUGGACGUCGUGCUCGGCGGCCUCCUCGCGUGGGUGCGCGCCGUUGAUGGGAUGCAGGGUCUCAAGAUCUUCGACCCCUCAACCAUGCCGCUGCUGGCCGCGUGGGCGGACAGCUUCGCCGCGCUAGAUGAGGUCGAGGCGGUCAUGCCGGACGUGAACAGGCUAAUCGAGUUUGCCAGGGCGAUGUAAGCUUGCGCCUUGACUAGCAGCGGCCGCAGACACAACCUCUCUUCUUUUAUGCAGCACUCCUCGAUCGAUUCUGUGCCGAACAAGGAGAUAGUGUUAUUCGCAACGUUUAUUUUCGUCGACGUGCAUGUCUCAUGUGACUCCAUCAGAUAUAAGCUUUGCUUCAAUAAAUACUAGAAAUAAAGGAAUGUAAGUGCAUAUUGCUAUCAAGUGACACAAAAUGAUAGUCCUGUUUGUUCAAGGUUAUGCUGAAA
Brachypodium distachyon (stiff brome) is the source of this 1157-nucleotide messenger RNA. Its product is annotated as probable glutathione S-transferase GSTU6. The record is from RefSeq and is a predicted model, not a curated record. NCBI's taxonomy places the organism in Eukaryota, Viridiplantae, Streptophyta, Magnoliopsida, Poales, Poaceae. The coding region runs from base 238 to 906 and encodes 222 amino acids. Gene Ontology annotation, cellular component: cytoplasm. The transcript has 2 exons. Gene Ontology annotation, molecular function: glutathione transferase activity. Gene Ontology annotation, biological process: glutathione metabolic process.